This is a messenger RNA of Larimichthys crocea (large yellow croaker), 2722 nucleotides long. RefSeq lists its product as uncharacterized. NCBI's taxonomy places the organism in Eukaryota, Metazoa, Chordata, Actinopteri, Sciaenidae. Bases 186 to 1868 code for a protein of 560 amino acids. The transcript is spliced from 10 exons. The record is from RefSeq and is a predicted model, not a curated record.
UCCUGUACAUCUCAGGGGUUCAAGGACGAAAAAACAGCAUCUGUGCCUUAAAAGGUUCAUCAGUGGAUCUGCCCUGCUCAGCUGAACAUCCCACUUCAAACAUAAAAUGGUACACUGUUCACUGGAAUGGAUAUAACUUUGUUCUGAAUAAAGUCUCUGCAGAUGGAAAUCGUGUAACGUACAACAUGUCAGAAGAGAAUCACACAACUCUAACAAUCAAAGAUGUGACAGAGAGUGAUGCAAAGUUUUACUGCUGCAGAGAAAAUACUGACACACCAAAACUCUGCGGGCACAAAAGAAUUCAGCUCCAUGUUACAGACCUGCAGGUGAAGGUGAUUCCCACCACAGAGGGACAGAGAGUAUCACUGAUGUGUAGCACCAGCUGUCCUCUGACUGAAAACCCUGCAGCCUACAUCUGGUACAAGAACAGAGAGUUUCUCUAUGAGGACUGGUCUCCCUGGUACCAACAGCUGGUCAGCAGUGAGGAAGCAGUCACAUACUCCUGUGCUAUCAAAGGCUACGAGGAUCUCAGAGCCCCUGAAGUCUCAGUGGAUUCUGUCACAUCGACCUGCUUUAGUGUGACCUAUGCUAAAGGGAGAAUGUGUUCUGAUAAGCAGACAUCAGUGGAUGAGCCCUGCUCCAUCACAUAUCCCAGAGAAUUACGAGUUCAAAAGACUCAUGAAGAGAGAUAUGUCCUACUGACCUGUGGCACCAGCUGUCCUCUGAUAGACGCCCAAACUGCAUAUAAGUGGUACCAAGGUGGAAACUACCUAUACAACAGUGGACAACAGUUUUUUGUCACCACCUUCUCUGAUGAAGGACAGUCCUGUGCUGUAAACAACCACGAGGAUCUGCACUCUGCCCAAGUCUGCCUUGAUGAUGAGAACUGCUGGAGUGUGAAUUAUGUCAGCAGGAGAAUCUGUGCUCUGCAAGGCUCUUCAGUGAACAUCUCAAGUGAAUAUUUACAUCCUGAAAACCAGCAGCCAAAAUCUAAAUGUUGGUAUAAAAUAAAGAGAAGUGUUGAGGAGGAUGCUGAAGAGCUGAUUAAGGCUGCAGGUCGAGUGGAGUAUCAUGACAACAUGAAGAACCACCACAUCCUGACAAUCAAUGACCUGAAGAAGAAUGACUCAGCAGAAUACACAUUCAGACUACAAGAAGAAAAUGGAGAAUGGAAACAGUCUGACUUUUCCGGAGUAACUUUGGUUGUCACAGGCCUGACAGUGAAGUUUGCUCCUUCUGCAGUGGUGACAGAGGGUCAGAGAGUCACACUGACCUGCAGUACCAGCUGUCCUCUGUCUGACAACACAAACUACAUCUGGUACUUGAACAGUCGACCUCUGACCCUGCCAGAGAACCAACACAAACAGCUGGUUCUAGAUCCAGUCAGCAGUCAGCAUGCAGGAAACUACUCCUGUGCUGUGAAAACCCACAACAUCCUCAGCUCCUUUGAAAAGACUCUCACUGUCCACAGUAACACAGGAAAAUGGACACCAGCAGCAGCUGCAGGAGGCAUAGCUGUUCUACUGCUUAUAAUAACUCUUGCUGUCUUUUUCGGGUUUAGAAGAAAGAGGGCGUCCAGCCAGUCUCCUGGAACUGAAACCUCAGACAACUUGGAACAGCUAAACCCUGGACCUGUCUAUGAGGAGGUCUCAGCUCAACCAACAGAGCAGCAUGAUCCUUACUACAGCAGAGUCCAUUUCACUCAGAACCACACAGACCCUCUUUAUUCCAUGGUCCAACCACAUGAGCACCAAGAACAACUGCACGAACCGUAUGCUGUGAUCAGCAUCAGACCCAAUACCCUUGAGCACAGUGGCCAGGCAGAGGAGAAUUUGUACAAUUUGUACUUAAACAAAAACGUACAUUAAGUACAGAACUUUGAUAUUGUUCUGUUUUCUCUGCAUUGCAAUUAUAUUAUUAAGGACCUUCAGUUGAUAAUUUCAAGACACCAGCUUACUGUGAAUGAGCAAACAAGCAUCACAACACAAUGAAUGUCAAAGGUGUGUAAUAUAUGUACAAACAGGACUGUAGUACUGUUGUAAAUAUUACAGAGGAACUGUAUGUUGUUCAGGUUAUUGUAUCCAUUUAUUGUUAUUAUAGCUUAUUGAGCUUGUUCUUUUUUUGUUGUUGUUGCCUAGCAACCAAGCAGUUCACGAUUAGUUAGUGAAGUCGUGCUCAGCUAUCACGUAAAGUUACGUUAACGCUAGCUAACUAUAGCUACAGCUAUUUUAUUUUUACCUAAUUAAAUGAAGUAACUUGUUUUACUGUUACUGUACUUAUGUUAACAACUGGGGAACAGACCUCACAGUACAGAAAACAAUCAUAAAGCUAAUCAUGAAAUAACCAACUUAAAACUGCCAUGUAGGACGGUUAAAUGUUAUGGUGUCAAUGCCUUUGUUGCCAAUGACAGCUAACCAUAUUAGCAUUAACUGACUACUGGUUGUUUUUAAUCUGGCAAUAGACUGUUUUCACAGUAACCAUUUUGACAUGAAAUAAUGGGGUCGACUCAGGUGUUUCCAAUUAUGCUAAUUAAGGUUCGGUUCCAUUUAUUGCAGCAGUGGUUUUCCCAUGAGCCCACAAGCAACACAGCACCACCCUGACUCUGUUUGACCUGAAUGGAACAUUACCUUACUUAUUAUAAUUGGUAACACCUGUGUUUAAACUACGAUGCCAUGUCUAUUUCCGUUUUGGUUCUUUUCUGUUUUGAGAAAGAGCAGCUACA